AUGCAGCUACUCGCCAGGCUCGACCCGAUCAGCGUCACGCUGUUCAUUAGCUGCUUCGUCAAGUGGUCGUCCUGCAUGGCAUGGCUUUCGACCAGGUCAUGGAGCAGACGAGAUUCGAUCACGUUCGAGCCGUUGCAAGGGCUUCCGCACAACGCGGGCCGUACGUUGCUAGGCCGACUCAAGAGAAGCUACAAUCUGAGCUCGGCCACCUCCUCGAAAUACUGGUAUCAGUCGCUGCCCGUGGACGACAAAGCGGCCAGAAUGCUGGUUGACGAACACAACAAGUACCGGAGAAUGAUACGAGCCAGCAACAUGAUGUUAAUGACCUGGAGCAGAUAUUCAGCUUCAAACGCCCAGAAACACGCUGACCGUUGCCUGUUUCAACACAGUUCUGACCGAUACAACAGCGGCGAGAACAUCUGGGCUGCCCCCUUCGCAAACUUCUCAGGCGCCGUUAACCUUUGGUUCAACGAAAUCUUCGACCGGCACUGCGGCUGCACCAACGCCUACAAGGCAUGCUGUGGUCACUACACUCAGGUACUUUGA
Molecule: messenger RNA, 546 nt
Organism: Soboliphyme baturini
Lineage: Eukaryota; Metazoa; Nematoda; Enoplea; Dioctophymatida; Soboliphymatidae
Source: the annotation of a GenBank genome assembly